This is a messenger RNA of Chelonia mydas (Green sea turtle), 3773 nucleotides long. RefSeq names its product sphingomyelin phosphodiesterase 4 (gene SMPD4). The transcript is spliced from 21 exons. Bases 320 to 2803 code for a protein of 827 amino acids. Lineage: Eukaryota; Metazoa; Chordata; Testudines; Cheloniidae. Gene Ontology annotation, molecular function: sphingomyelin phosphodiesterase D activity. Gene Ontology annotation, biological process: ceramide biosynthetic process; sphingomyelin catabolic process; glycerophospholipid catabolic process. The record is from RefSeq and is a predicted model, not a curated record.
UAAGAUGGCUAAUAGAGUGAGCAGGCUGGAGAAAGGAGCUCCUGCCAGCACACGACUAAACAGCCACAGCAGAGUCAAUAGCCCAGGAGGGGACUGACUGAUUGACAGGCUGGAGAGCCUGCCGAGAUCCAGAGGAAGCUGAAGCAGUGCAAGACUAAGACUCAAACCGCAGUGAUGCAUCUUCAGGAGCGGCAGUUGACUCCAAAAGGCUAUCAAAAAAGGGAGGCAGCAUUAAAUCAGCAGAUUGUAGCCUACAAACAUAAAACUCAAGUGGUUUCCUGAGAUCACACUUCCUUUGGGGUAUUGUAGAAAGACAGUUAUGGCUGUCCCUCACUUACAGCAGCCUAGCUUCCUAUUGGCCAGUUUGAAGGCAGAUUGCAUGAACAAGCCCUUUGCUCAGAGGUGUCAUGAUCUGGAGAUAGUCAUUGAAGAUUUUCCUGCCAAGGAACUGCAUGCCAUCUUCCCAUGGCUAGUGGAGAAUAUUUUUGGUAGUCUGGAUGGCAUUAUCAUAGGUUGGAAUCUUCGCUGUUUGCAUGGAAGAGUGAAUCCUACAGAGUAUGCUAUUGCGCUGGAUUUCCUGGAUCCCAGUGGCCCGAUGAUGAAGCUGGUUUACAAACUCCAAGCUGAGGAGUACAGAUAUGAAUUCCCAGUCUCCUAUCUUCCAGGCCCUGUGAAGGCUUCAAUGCAAGAACGAGUCCUACCAGAAUGCUCACUAUACCACAACAAAGUCCAGUUCCCUCCAUCUGGAGGCCUGGGUUCGAACUUGGCCCUCAAUCCUUUUGAAUAUUACAUGUUUUACUUUGCAAUAAGCCUUAUCACACAGAGGAACUCUCCUACCACCCAUCAUGUCAGCCCUUCAAACAGCGCUUACUUCAGUCUGGUGGACACAUACCUGAAAUGGUUCCUUCCCACAGAAGGAAGUGUUCUUCCUCCACCUUCUUCCAAUCCUGGCGGGGGCAUCCCUUCACCUGCUCCUAGAUCCCCAGCAGUGCCUUUCACUUCUUAUGGCAUACACCACACUAGUCUACUGAAACGGCACAUUGCCCAUCAACCUUCAGUGAAUGCUGAUCCUGCUUCCCAAGAGAUCUGGAGAUCAGAAACAGUGCUUAAAGUUUUUGUUGAAAUGUGGCUUCACCAUUACUCACUGGAAAUGUAUCAGAAAAUGCAGUCCCCUCAUGUCAAGCUGGAGGUUCUCCACUACCGACUCAGUAUCUCCAGUACACACCACAGUAGUCCUGCCCAAUCCGGCUACCAGGCCCUCCACGCAUACCAAGAGUCAUUUAAACCCACAGAAGAGCAUGUGUUAGUGAUAAGACUGCUCGUGAAGCAUCUACAUGCUUUUGCCAACAGCCUGAAACCAGAGCCACUCUCGCCCUCAGCCCAUUCCCAUACAGCCAGCCCACUGGAGGAAUUCAAGAGAGUUGUGAUUCCUCGGUUUGUCCAGCAGAAGCUCUAUAUCUUCCUGCAGCAUUGUUUUGGCCACUGGCCUCUGGAUGCCUCUUUCAGAGCUGUCCUGGAGAUGUGGUUAAGCUACGUGCAGCCCUGGAGAUAUGCUCCUGAGAAACCACUUCAGAGUUCAGAGCCUCAGCCUCGCAGUGUAUCAGAGAAAUGGGCUCCCUUCAUUCAAGAGAACUUACUGAUGUACACCAAGCUAUUUGUAGGCUUUCUGAACCGAGCUCUCCGCACCGAUUUGGUCAGCGCUAAAAAUGCCCUGAUGGUGUUCCGAGUAGCCAAGGUCUUUGCUCAGCCCAACCUAGCUGAAAUGAUCCAGAAAGGGGAGCAGUUAUUCCUGGAGCCAGAACUUGUUAUCCCUCACCGUCAACACCGAAUUUUCAUGACCCCCACUCUUGGUGGGAGCUUCUUGUCAUCAUGGCCUCCAGCAAUCACAGAUGCCUCAUUUAAGGUGAAGAGUCACGUUUACUGCUUGGAAGGACAGGACUCCCAGUACAAGCAGAUGUUUGGUCCAGAAGUCAGGAAUUUGGUAUUAAGAUUGGCCCAGUUAAUAGGCCAGGCCAAGCAAACAGCAAAAUCCAUAUCAGACCACUCUGCAGAGACCAUGGCUAGUCAAUCCUUCCUAUCCUGGUUUAGGUUCAGCCCUUCUGACAUGAAUGGUUCCUAUACAGGCAAUGACCUAGAUGAAAUUGGGCAAGACAGCAUCAAGAAAACAGAUGAAUAUUUGGAGAAGGCCCAGGAGUACCUAUGCCAGAUCUUUCGGUUGAAUGAAGCCCAGCUGACCCAAAUGAUGAUGAAUUGUGGAGCAGCUCAGGAUGAGAAUGGAAAGAAGCAACUUCCAGACUGCAUUGAGAGUGAGGAUGGACUAAUUCUUACGCCUCUUGGCAGGUAUCAGAUCAUAAAUGGCUUACGGCGGUUUGAGAUCGAGUACCAGGGAGAUACUGAUCUUCAGCCCAUUAGAAGUUAUGAAAAUGCCACUCUAGUGCGACUGUUGUUCCAGUUAUCCUCAGCAAUUAAUCAAAGGUUUGCUGAUCAAAUGGAGAUUCUCUGCUCCAGGGAAGACUUUAUUGGCAGCUUGUGUCACUAUCAUCUUACCAACCCAUUCCUUGCAGAGAAGGGCAGGCACAGCCCAGCACUGAAACAAAGAUCCGGACAUUCUCGGCGACCAAGGAUCAGUCUGAGAUUUCUGGCUAGCUACAGGACUCUUCUUUCUUUGUUCAUGAUGUACUUCAUUGCAUCUUGGUUCUGCAUUGGACCACUGGCCUGCACAUUCAUUAUUCUCCUUGGGUAUCUUCUUUAUGCAGUAGUAAUGACUUUCUUCACUGAAAGGUGGAAACCUCAUCAACACUAAUUUUUCCCUUCAGUGUACAUUGUAAAACAAACUUUUUAAGGAUAAAAGUACAGUGCUUCGUGAUUAAAAGUCUUCGGCAAAGGAUCACUUCAAAACUUUUAAGUGUGUUUUUUGUAUUAAAGUUGAGCCAGAGGGAUGGGUUUGUGGUUGGAGAAACCGCUGUAAUCUGUGUAAAUUCUCUUUUGAUAAACUGUCUUUUCUAUACAGUUUACUGAAAGUGCGGGAUGAGAGACACUGCUUGUGGUUUGGGGAACAACCUCCAAUAGUUGUGGAGCUGAAAUGAACAGCCCAAAGUAGCUAUGGGAAACUACACAUAAAAACAGCUCUAGAUUUGGCAAUCUAUCCAUAUUGCAGCUUUUUACCUUUUCCACUUAAUUUGGGAAUUGGCCAUUUUGAGCUGCUUUCUGCAGGUUUUAUAUCAUGUUGCUGGGGAGGGGGUUUUCAGUCUGACAAAGGCAAUAGUAGCCACAAACCAUGAGUUCUGGCCACAAAGCUGAAUCCCAAAAAAUCAGUAGGACAAAAAUGACAUGAUUAGCAUAAACAAGUUUUGGCUUAAAUUACCAGAAAACUGGAGGAAAUUGGUAAUAAUGGUUUGGCUCAGAAACAGGAGAGGAGAGUUGCAUCUUGUUGCCAGAUACAUAUGAUUGCUUUGAUUUGCAAAAAAUUGCAUUAUAAGUAUUUCAAAGUACCAGGAAAGGUAGAGGAGCUGGCAGCUGAAAUCCCAUAGCCUAGCACAGGGACUAACUCUGCAUUCCCUUUUCUGAACCAAUACUUGUUGUCUUCACUGGUCCCUGUCUUUUCAAAAUGAGGAACUUUCCAUGUUUCCUGAUAACUGCAUUUCCAACUUAUGUUUACCAAAUCCAGUGAACCUUUCACUCAUCUUGUUCAAUCAAAUUUCUCUUUGUGGUACAAGUUUCUUCUUUUGAAACCGUGUAUGUAAAUUAAAGUGCUUGCUUGAUUUAUUUUUAAA